This is a messenger RNA of Cuscuta campestris, 1782 nucleotides long. The record is from the annotation of a GenBank genome assembly. Lineage: Eukaryota; Viridiplantae; Streptophyta; Magnoliopsida; Solanales; Convolvulaceae.
GUUAAAACCUGGGAAACAGUAGCAAAUGAGCAGAGUGAUGAGGUGCUCCUGACCAAGGCGGGAAAACGAGGCGAACGUGAGAUAGAUAGAUAGAUAGAUAGAGAGAGAGAGAGAGCGAGAGAGAGAGAGAGAGAGAGAGAGAGAGCGAGAGAGAGAGAGAGCUCUCAGGUAACAGAUUGAGAUACGCAGUGAGGAUGAAGGAGAGGUCAGGAAAAGGCGGUGAGCCGUCGGUAAACGAGCGUUACACUCAGUGGAAAUCUCUAGUUCCCGUUCUCUACGACUGGCUCGCUAACCACAACCUUGUUUGGCCAUCUCUAUCCUGCAGGUGGGGGCCACAAGUAGAGCAAGCAACUUACAAGAAUCGCCAACGGCUUUACUUAUCUGAGCAGACUGAUGGAAGUGUUCCAAAUACACUCGUCAUAGCAAAUUGUGAAAUUGUAAAACCUAGAGUUGCUGCUGCUGAGCACAUCUCACAGUUCAAUGAAGAAGCACGCUCUCCUUUUGUUAAAAAGCACAAGACAAUCAUUCACCCUGGUGAGGUUAAUCGAAUCAGGGAGUUGCCCCAGAAUAGUAAGAUAGUGGCAACACAUACUGACAGCCCUGAUGUUCUGAUUUGGGAUGUUGAGUCUCAGCCUAAUCGGAAUGCUGCAUUGGGAGUCUCUGAUUCUCGGCCAGAUUUGGUGUUGACUGGUCAUCAAGAUAAUGCCGAAUUUGCACUUGCCAUGUGUCCGACAGAGCCCUUUGUGCUAUCUGGAGGAAAGGACAAGUCAGUAGUUCUGUGGAGCAUUCAUGACCAUAUCUCUACCUUGGCAUCUGAACAGGGAGAUAAAAGGUCUCCAGGAUCUGGAGCCCCUACCAGUAAGCUGCCUGGAAAUAGUCCUACUGUUCAAGCUCGGGGUGUUUUUGUAGGGCAUGAUGAUACUGUUGAAGAUGUUCAGUUUUGCCCUUCAAGUGCACAUGAGUUUUGUAGUGUUGGUGAUGAUUCUUGCAUAAUAUUCUGGGAUUCAAGACAAGGUUCAACACCAGUCAUGAAGGUUGAAAAGGCCCACAAUGCUGAUCUCCAUUGCGUUGAUUGGAACCCAUUUGAUGUGAAUCUUAUCUUGACUGGGUCUGCUGACAACACAGUUCGCAUGUUUGAUCGUCGAAUACUCACUUCUGGAGGAGUAGGAUCUCCUAUCCACAUAUUUGAAGGCCAUUCUGCUGCUGUUCUAUGUGUCCAGUGGUCUCCGGACAAGUCAUCUGUCUUUGGAAGUUCUGCUGAGGAUGGCAUCUUGAACAUUUGGGAUCAUGAGAAGAUUGGUAAGGAACAUCAGGACACAAAACCCACAAAUUCUCCACCAGGCUUGUUCUUCCGUCAUGCUGGACACAGGGAUAAAGUUGUUGAUUUCCACUGGAAUGCAUCGGACCCUUGGACAAUUGUUAGCGUAUCUGAUGAUGGCGAAAGCACCGGAGGAGGUGGCACUUUGCAGAUAUGGAGAAUGAUGGACAUCAUUUAUAGGCCACAAGACGAGGUUAUCGCCGAGCUGGAGAAGUUCAAGUCUCACUUGCUCACCUGUUAGUUUCUCCAAUUUCCUUGUUUUUCGCCGGGGACGAAAAAACUUGUAGAGAAUUGAAUUUCAGAUAUUCCAUACUGGAAUGCCAAGUGCGAGUCAAUUUGGUGGAAUUUUGUGAAAUAUUUGUCAUUUGUUCAUUUAAUCUUUAUAAAGUUUUGGGAUGGUGUAAAGAGUUGGCCAAUUUCAAUUAAAGUGCUUAUUCAAAGACUAAUAAUAAUAUUGUUCUUAU